UUAUGCUAGAGCAAAGUGUAACCCAACGCCGGUCUGCCUUCAAAACAAGUCAGUUUAAAAACAAAGAGUAAACGCUUUGUGACAAGUCCUUUUCGUAAUUAAAACAUUUUAUUACAAUGUACUCUUUAAUGCACAAGGAAGAAACUGCUCACGAAGAAAGCAUUUGGUCCUGUGCGUGGGGCCGCAUCAAACUUAGUGCAGAGGAUGACGAGGCUAGCAUGGACAAUUCCCGUGACAGCUUCAGUAAUAGGCCUAUCGAACAGUUUAGAGAUUUCGUCGUAACCGGCGGAUUAGAUGACCGAGUUAAAGUAUGGGAUGUAACAGACAAUAAACUCAAACUAAGAAACACGUUUACUGGUCAUUCCCUUGGAGUGGUUUCUGUGGAUGUAUGCAACAACGGAGAAGUUAUCGCUAGCAGCUCUUUAGACUCUGGUCUAUGUAUCUGGAAAGCCGAAACAGGACAAUUGCUAAAUCAAAUAGCAUUAGGACCCGUUGAUUUAUGGACAGUAGCAUUCUCUCCUUGUAACAAAUACAUAAUUUCCGGUUCCCACGAAGGAAAAAUUUCUCUGUAUAAUGUUGAAACUGGCAAAGUCGAACAAGUUUUGGAUCCUCAAAACGGAAAAUUUACUCUCAGCAUUGCAUACAGUCCCGAUGGAAAAUAUAUUGCUAGUGGUGCCAUUGAUGGUAUAAUUAACAUAUUCGAUGUCGCAGCUGGUAAAGUAGCCCAGACGCUGGAGGGACAUGCGAUGUCGGUACGGAGUCUUUGUUUUUCUCCUGAUUCCCAAAUGCUUUUGACUGCUUCCGAUGAUGGCCACAUGAAGCUGUACGAUGUUGCACAUUCGGACGUGGUAGGAACACUUUCGGGGCAUUCAUCAUGGGUCUUAUCGGUGUCUUUCUCUGGCGAUGGUAAAUACUUCACUUCGUCAUCUAGCGACAAGAGUGUAAAAAUAUGGAAUGUUGCCGAACGCCAAUGUGUGCAUACAUUUAAUGACCACCAGGAUCAAGUUUGGGGUGUUAAAUAUAGUCCAGACAGUUCUAAGGUCAUCUCUGUAUCUGAAGACAAAUCUAUUAAUCUCUAUGAUUGCCCACCCAAUGUUAUCUAAAUAGAACCAAAAUAAACGAUUGGAAUUUG
Uranotaenia lowii is the source of this 1132-nucleotide messenger RNA. Its product is annotated as SKI8 subunit of superkiller complex protein. The coding region runs from base 117 to 1103 and encodes 328 amino acids. The transcript is spliced from 4 exons. Gene Ontology annotation, cellular component: Cdc73/Paf1 complex. The record is from RefSeq and is a predicted model, not a curated record. Gene Ontology annotation, molecular function: protein binding. Lineage: Eukaryota; Metazoa; Arthropoda; Insecta; Diptera; Culicidae.